UAAAAACCCUAUCCAUCGAAAAUAAUUUGGCCCCUCUCGCGACCUCCCAUCUCGUAAAAUCUUCCCCAACCUUCAUCGACUCAUCGUCUUCUCCAUUAUGCGCCAUCAGCCCCAACCGCUAACCAUCAACCCCAACCGCUAACCAUCAGCCUUCAUCGUCUUCUCCAUCAGCCCUAACCAUCAGCCUUCAUCGUCUUCUCCAUUCUGCGACAUCAACGAUAGCCUCUAACCACCGGCCUUCAUCGUCUUCUCCAUUAUGUGCCAUCACCGAUAGCCACUAACCACCAGCCUUCUCAAUUAGUUUUUCGAUUCACAGGUUACUCUUGGAGUCUUCUUGGACCGUUUCUCUAAUUCUUCUCUAUUUUUACCGUUCUCAGGUUCUUCUAAGACCCGACCAGUUAAUCACCAGGUUUAACAUCUUUUUUUAAUCGACAUAUGUACUUCUCUUAUGCCUAAUUCUUAUUUUUGAGUUUGAUUCAGGUUCUGAAAUUAGACUUUUGUCUUGUACUGGGAAGUUAGAGACUAAUACUCUCUCUCUUUGGGGGCUUCGGCCAUUGUUACUGUUCUUGAUUCAAUAAAGCUUCUUGAUAAAUUUCUGUAAAUUUCUCUGUUCUGGUGUUUGGUUCUAUCAGAACAAUUUAAAGGUGCAGCCCCUAUGCUUGGCAAAGUUAAUGUUAACGGAGUCACAACGUUAUGUGAUUCCCAUUCUGAUGUCUCUAAGACCUGUCUGGUAGUACCAGAUUUUUGCCCCACAGUUACGGAUUAUGUUAAUCAUGUUGCCCCUACUAUCUGUGAUAAUACUUCUGUCCCUGUGAUUGAAAAAUUUACUGCUGCAGCCCAUCCUUGUGCUUGACAAAGCUAAUUUUAAUGGUGUCACAACAUUAUGUGAUUCCCAUUCUGAUGCUUUCAUGACCUGUCUGGCAGUACCAGAUUUUUGCCCCACAGUUACGAACUCUGCUACUCCUUUAAAUGUGGCAUCAGUGAUGUGUGAGGCCAACUCCGAAGUUACAAAUGAUGCCUCUGUUGGUGCCCAGGCAGCAGCUUGUCCCCCUAUUACUGAUGAUAUUGCAUUUGAAGCCUGUCAAGAUUUUUUGCCCUCAAAAUUAUUACAGUGCAAUGUUAUUGAUUAUGCUAUGAGUGAUUUUGAUAUUCCAGAUGCUGGUGCCUCUCUUGGUACCCUCAGUGCCCUUUUUUGCCCUGCUUUUGAUGCUCAGGCAGGCUAUGACACUCUUUUAACUGCUAAUGAUGCCCAGGAAGCCUCUAUUACAGUUGUUGGUGCUUCUUGUGCCCCUGUAAUUGAGGCUGGUAUUGUUGGUGAUGCUCCAGUCCCUUUUAUUGAAUCAGGUGCCUCUGUUGGUUCCCUCACAGGCCUGAUUACCUCUGUUCUAGAUGCCCCUGAAGCCCCCGUUAAAGUUGCUCAACAAAUUGACCCUCAUUUUGACUCGGCGUUCUCAGACCAAAGUGUGGCCCCUAAAGAUCCUGUUUUUACUAAACCUCCGGUGGCUACCCAUUUCGAGGCGGUAACCGGGGGAAUUGGUAAUGAUGUCGGAGAAUACACCCGAUCUGGAAAUGAUGAGAACAACACUGAUCCCACACAUGAAAAUGCAGUUACUAUGCUUGACAUGACUCCGUCCAGUGAGGAAAAUAUUUCUGAGGACAAUCAACUUUUAAUUUCUUCUGUUUCAGGUCUCACAAAAAAUCAUCUUGUUGACGAGGAAGACAUCGAAGGCUUUACACAGUAGAAUCUGGAUUCAGUUAGCUUGUGCAUCACAGGUUUAUCAAACUCGUAUUGGAUUCGCUGAUUCUUCUAUUCUUCUUGGAUUGGCGGGUUCUAAUUUGUCUCUAAUUCAAUGGGUCUCAGAUUCAUCAUGGGCCUGACCAGCUAAUCACCAGCAUCAUAAUAGGUGUCAAGUAUCUUGCGUCUAGCCUGGGUUAGGACUGAAGUACAUGUUUGCAAGGGUAUCAGCAACUAUACCCUUGGUAAAUUAUACUUCAUAUUCACCAGGGUGCACCUCAAGGAUGCAUGCUAAUAGUGGUCUGUGAAAAAUAGAUUAAAGUAUUGUAUACUGGCCAUUGAUUGCCUCCACUCAAACUCACCGUUUUGGUUUAUUGAUGAAUGAGUCCUUAAAGCUGAAUAAGGGUUGCACAAGCAGGGGCAUGACAAUGAUUUUCUGGUAUUAACAAAAUGGUUAUCAUGACAGAACACCACUCAUUACCCCUUAGCUCGUAUCAUUUUCAGUUUAAUUAGCACUAUAUUAUUUAUGUUGAUAUGCCUGGGUUAAGAGCAUAUUUCUAAUGAUAUCCUUUUCCUAAGUAUGAGUUCUGUUUGCCUUUAAAAUCCGUGAGGUUGUUUUUUGUACAUCUGAUAAUGCUCGGUUGAAAGUAAGUUACAUUUACUACUAAAUUACAAUUCUCGUGAGUAUGAAUAUAUGUAGACAUUAUUGCUAUCAAUAAAGUACAGAGUAUUGAACAAGUAAAGUUGUAUUUAAUGAAUGCUAUGAUUUGUAUGAUUCCAUUUCAAAGAUAUGUUCUCCAUGUACAUGUGAACAAGUUAAACAUUUCAUCUCGCAAGCAAAUGAGAAAUAGACAUCUAUAUUCUAUAUGUACUUAGUACUAGCAUUAACACAAAUCUAUAUCAAUGUUAUUUGAAGUUCAUCUAUACCAUUAGAGGUUAUUUUUUAGCAACAAUAUUUUGGCAUUCUCACAUAAACAUUCAUCAUUGUAGCUAUCUAAUGUAUCUUGAUUUUAUUUCUUUUAGAUAUUGAAAAGCCACCAACAAGUAAGAAGCACUAUAGUCAUGUUGAAGAUCAACUGAUUUGGUCAUAGGUGGAGCUUAAAGCAAUGGGAGGAUCUCAAAUUAGUUAAUUAUAGAUUUAGUUGAGUUUGUGUUGGAAUGUGUAUGACACUUGAAUUGUAAAUGAUAAUUGUUUUUUUCAAUAAAGAAGCGUCUUUUGUAUUUCAAUAUCCUUAUUACUUUCAAGAUACAUAAUUUAUAUUUCAUGUGUAUAUAUAAUUAUAUAUAUAA
This is a messenger RNA of Cuscuta europaea, 3025 nucleotides long. The record is from the annotation of a GenBank genome assembly. Lineage: Eukaryota; Viridiplantae; Streptophyta; Magnoliopsida; Solanales; Convolvulaceae.